Messenger RNA from Sparassis crispa, 642 nucleotides. RefSeq lists its product as hypothetical. The transcript has a single exon. The coding region runs from base 1 to 642 and encodes 213 amino acids. The record is from RefSeq and is a predicted model, not a curated record. Lineage: Eukaryota; Fungi; Basidiomycota; Agaricomycetes; Polyporales; Sparassidaceae.
AUGGACCGGAAUCUCGCGUUCUACAAAGGGGUCCCGAAACGCUUACGCAAGAAGCUGAAGGCUAGCAUUGAGACCGCUGCAGGACACAAGUUGACAAGUCACCGACCACCGACGGUAGGACAAGUCGUUCAGGUUGCACGCGACUAUUUUAAAGAGGAUAACAUCGACUACGAUUCAGAUUCGAGCUCAAGCUCUAGUUCGGACUCAGAGACAGGAUCAGGUGAUAGCAGUGACAGUGAUAGCGAUACUGACUCUUCCAGUGAUGCAGAGAGCGACGGCGAGAAGCCACGGAAGAAGAAGAAGAAAUCGAAGAAGAAGAAGAUGAAGGGUAAGGCAGAGUCGAUGGACGCUGAUAACAAGAAAAUCUCGCAGUUACAAGACAAAAUAGACAAGCUCACCAUGCAUCUCGUGAACGCAACACAGGCACAGCCUCAAGUUUCCGCUAGUCAUCCAGAACUGACACGGACUACCGGCGACUUACCGCGACGAUGUUGGCUAUGCGACGGAGUCGAAGGAUGCGAUCUCAUGCACAAGUUAGGACUACACAACUGUGGUGAGGCCCUGAAGCUGGUUGAAGAAGGGCUCGCAUGCUGGUCUCCGUGUGGUCGUCUGCAAUGUGCGGACAGUUCACCCCUUCCAUGA